AUGGCGAUCCAAAAGAAGCACGGCAAAGGCCGUCUGGACAAAUGGUAUAAGCUCGCCAAGGAGAAGGGCUACCGAGCCCGAGCUGCCUUCAAGCUUAUCCAACUUAACAAGAAAUAUGGCUUCCUCGAGAAGAGCAAGGUCCUCAUCGAUCUUUGCGCUGCCCCAGGUUCGUGGUGUCAAGUUGCCGCCGAGACGAUGCCGGUCAACAGUCUGAUCAUCGGUGUGGAUCUGGCCCCCAUCAAGCCCAUCCCUCGAGCCAUCACUUUCCAAGGCGACAUUACCACCGAGAAGUGCCGAGCCACCAUUCGCCAACACCUCAAGACUUGGAAGGCCGAUACCGUUCUUCACGAUGGUGCCCCCAACGUUGGUACCGCUUGGAACCAGGACUCUUUCAACCAGGCAGAGCUGGUGCUGCAAUCCAUGAAGCUGGCCACCGAGUUCCUCGUGGAGGGUGGUACCUUUGUCACCAAGGUUUUCCGAUCCAAGGACUACAACCCCUCCUCUGGGUCUUCAACCAGCUCUUCACCAAGGUCGAGGCCACAAAGCCCCCUCGUCGCGAAAUGUGUCGGCCGAAAUCUUCGUUGUCUGCCGCGGCUUCAAGGCUCCCAAGCGCAUCGAUCCCCGUUUCCUCGAUCCCCGCUCCGUCUUCGCGGAGUUGUCCAACCCACCCCGAACAACGAAGCCAAGGUGUACAAUCCCGAAGUCAAGAAGCGUAAGCGUGAGGGUUACGAAGAGGGCGACUACACUCAGUUCAAGGAGGUCACGGCAAGCGAGUUUAUACAAACGACGGAUCCCCUCGCCAUCCUAGCCAACUGCAACAAGCUGAGCUUCGCCCAGCCCGCCAACGGCGACGUUGCCCUCGCCGCGCUGGACAAGCUCCCCGAGACCACCCAGGACAUCCGAAACUGCUGCGAGGACCUCAAGGUUUUGGGCAGGAAGGAAUUCAAGAUGCUUCUCAAGUGGCGGUUGCGCGUCCGCGAGAUCUUUGGCUUCGCUACCAAAAAGGCAGAGGACGCCGCCGAUGAAGUCGCCGAGGUGGAGCCCAUGGACGAGGAGCUCAAGAUUCAGGAAGAGCUCCAGGCUCUCAAGGACAAGGAAAGUGGCAAGAGGAAGAGGGAGAGGCGCAAGGAAAAUGAGCGAAAGCAAAAGGAGAUUGUCCGCAUGCAGAUGAACAUGAUGGCCCCCAUGGACAUUGGCAUGGAGCAGGACGGACCCUUGGGAGGAGACGGAUCCAUGUUCAGGCUCAAGACCAUAGACGAGGAGACCGAAGCCUUGAGACACAUUGCCCGCGGAAAGAUGGCCACCAUCACCAAGACGGACAAGAAGCCCGUGGUCGAUGAUGAGUCGUCCGGCGAGGAAGACGAGACCGAAGACCGCCUCGAGCUGGAGCUUGAUUCUCUUUAUGAUCAGUAUCGGGAGCGAAAAGCCGACGUCGAUCCCAAAUUCCGAGCCAAGCGGUCGCGUGAAGAGCACGAUGACGAGUGGGAGGGCCUUUCCGCCGCGGGAAGCGCAAGCGAUAUUAGCGACGACUCCGAGCUCGAGGAAGACAGUGAAGACGAGGGCGCAGACGACGAUUCCAACAGGAUCAAGAAGUCGCUCCUAACCGACCUCGACAACGAACCCGUGGAUAGCGCUCUUUCUAAACGAGCGCGCAACUUUAACCAAGACAUCUUCAAGGACGUCCUGGGCGAUGUUCUCGGCGAUGAAGAUGUAGCGAUGGCCGAUGCCCCUCAAGAAAAGAAGCAAGAGAAGAAGAAGGACAAGAAGAAGAAGGCCGAGGCUGCCACCAAGGAGAAGGCCAAGGCUGCCGAGUACAACUCGGAUUCCGAAAAUAGCGAGGAGGAAGACACCUUUGAAGUUGUGAAGAAAACCGAAGAAGACGACUGGGAAGACGAGGAUCGGCGCCGGUCAGAUGGCAAGAUUGACAUUGAUAUUGUCACUGCCGAAGCGAUGACGUUGGCCCAUGAGCUCGCAACGGGCAAAAAGACUAAGAGUGACAUGGUUGAUGAGGGCUUCAACAAAUGGGCUUUCCGUGACCGUGACGGCCUUCCGGACUGGUUCCUCGACGACGAAACCAGGCAUGACAAGCCUCUCAAGCCCAUCACCAAGGCGGCGGCCACGGCGAUCCAGCAGAAGCUGCGGGCCCUCAACGCGCGACCCAUCAAGAAGGUGCAGGAGGCCAAGGCGCGCAAGAAGUUCAAGGCGGCGCAGAAACUUGAGAAGCUCAAGAGGAAGUCGGAGCUGCUCAACGAGGACGAGGGCAUGACGGAGAGGGAAAAGGCCGACAGUAUCAGCAAGCUCAUGGCCAAGGCCAACCAGAAGAAGCCCAGGAAGCCCAUCAAGGUGGUGGUGGCCAAGAACACCAACAGAGGUAUCCAGGGCAGGCCCAAGGGCGUCAAGGGACGGUACCGCAUGGUGGACCCUCGCAUGAAGAAGGAGCUGAGGGCGCAAAAGAGGAUAGCGAAGAGGAAGUAA
Molecule: messenger RNA, 2475 nt
Organism: Parascedosporium putredinis
Lineage: Eukaryota; Fungi; Ascomycota; Sordariomycetes; Microascales; Microascaceae
Source: the annotation of a GenBank genome assembly